AUGAUAUCUUGUUACAUCCUUUUCUUUUUUGUAGUUUUUAGUUACAGUGAAAUUUAUAAUGGAUGGUGGAUGAAGCAUCUCAAUUCUGGUCUGUAGUUUAGUUUAAAAAAAUGGCUCAAGUAAUUACUUCGCGGUUUCUCAAAGAUGAAACACAGCAGUUUGAUUUAGAAACCAUCUUUGUUUUAAGUUUGAAUAAUCGAGGUAUAUUCGACCUUGGUUGCAUAGGAGAAUGCGCUAAUCUUGUUUAUUUGGAUCUGUCAUCAAACAAACUGUCCAGUGUCAUGGCGCUUCGAAAACUAACUUGCUUGGAAAGCUUAGAUGUUUCGUCGAACCGACUUGCGGCACUGUCUGGCUUGGAACGCCUCGAAUCGUUAUCACGUUUAAACAUUUCAGGCAAUUUCCUAAACAGUGUUGACACUGUACUCCCCUUGACAAAAUUGGACAAAUUGAAAACGCUGAUUUUAAAAGACGAUAAAAAGAAUUUGACAAACCCGCUUUACGCGUCCAACUGUGAUGCAUCAAAACAGAUUGUGGAACUUUUACCUUGGCUUGAAAUUAUUAACGGUGAACCACAACUUGGCGAAGUUAAAGAACUCAACAGAAUAUGUAGUGAAAUGGAUGUCUGCUCAUCUAAAUAUAACCAUUCAGUUUCCAAGCAGUUACUCGAUUGGAAAGCCUCAACAUUUGAAGAGCCUUCAUUUGUUCGUCUUGGAUUUGAACGAAACGGCGCGUACGAAAAAGCAGAAGAGAUUGCUAACAACUGUGGAAAACGAAGCAUGGAGGCUCACAAAAUAUUAGAAGAGAUGCGUGCAUUUGUGUUUGACACGUGACUUGACGGACAAAAUGGUGUCGUUCAUGUAGUGUGUAUAUAUUUGUAUAUGAGGAACUAUUUAUUUUUUGAUGAAAUUUAAAAAGAAACUUGAUUUUUUGAGCAA
Molecule: messenger RNA, 935 nt
Organism: Hydractinia symbiolongicarpus
Lineage: Eukaryota; Metazoa; Cnidaria; Hydrozoa; Anthoathecata; Hydractiniidae
Product: leucine-rich repeat-containing protein 61-like
Exons: 10
Coding region: 111-830 (239 amino acids)
Biological process (GO): outer dynein arm assembly
Cellular component (GO): cytoplasm
Molecular function (GO): protein binding
Source: RefSeq, a predicted model, not a curated record